Hypomesus transpacificus is the source of this 972-nucleotide messenger RNA. RefSeq names its product free fatty acid receptor 2-like. The transcript has a single exon. Gene Ontology annotation, cellular component: plasma membrane. Lineage: Eukaryota; Metazoa; Chordata; Actinopteri; Osmeriformes; Osmeridae. The record is from RefSeq and is a predicted model, not a curated record. The coding region runs from base 1 to 972 and encodes 323 amino acids. Gene Ontology annotation, molecular function: G protein-coupled receptor activity. Gene Ontology annotation, biological process: cellular response to fatty acid; G protein-coupled receptor signaling pathway.
AUGACAACACCUGGUGUCAGCCUGGUGUCCAGUGGUGUCAGCCCAAACAACUCAGAGAACUUCUCCAGUGGUGUCAUCCUGUUUGUCUACAUUGCCACCUUCCUCAUUGGGAUACCUGCCAACAUCCUGGCAUUCUACACUUUCUGUCACAAAGUUUGCCAUAAACCUGCCCCUAUUGACAUUCUACUCUUGAACCUCACCCUGUCUGACCUCUUAUUUCUGACCUUCCUGCCAUUUAAGAUGAAAGAGGCCAUGGACAACCAGUUAUGGAACCUGCCCCUGCCACUGUGUCCCAUCACAGGGUUCAUGUUUUUCACCACCAUCUACACCAGCAUCUUAUUUCUGACAGGGAUUAGCGUGGAGCGCUACUUGAGUGUGGCUUACCCUACUGUUUACAGAAAGCCAGGUCGGACGAUCUACGCGGUGGUCGCCAGCGUGGCUUUCUGGAUCCUCUCUGUAUCUCACUGCAGCGUGGUCUUUGUAAUGCACUACUCCAACACCUCCAACACCGCCAACACCAGCCAGGUACGAACAAAGUGCUAUGAAGACUUCUCCCACAAGCAGCUCAGUAUCCUACUCCCAGUGCGCCUGGAGAUGUUCCUGGUCCUUUUCUGCUUCCCCUUCAUCAUCUGCUGUUUUUGCUACAUCAGCUUAAUACACAUCCUCUCAAGGAGGCCCAACAUCAACCGGCGUCGGCGACUCCGUGCCAUCGGCCUGGCGUUGGGCACCCUCCUGGUUUUCACCCUAUGUUUUGGGCCCUAUAACAUGUCCCACAUAUAUGGGUUUUGGUGGAAGAUGAGUCCACCAUGGCGGGUCAAGGCCACCCUGCUGAGCACCUUCAAUGCUUGUCUGGACCCCAUCAUAUUUUUUCUCUCUUCCUCUGAUGUGAGGAGCAUGCUCAGGCAUUGUCUGGAGAAUUUCAGGGCUGGUGUGCGUAGGCAGGAUCUUGAUAACAAACCUGAGGGUUCUUAA